AUGAAUGGAAUUUAUAGAGUCGUUUCGUCAUGGACAUCAGACUCGUCAUCUAGUAAUUCCUCAUUGGCAAAACUUAUAGAAGCAGUAAGACUUACCAUUCACAAAUAUACUGUCAAACAGCAACAGGACGAAUGGAUGGCUCAAGAAGCACGAUCACAACCACCAAGAGACAACAACCAGACAUUUACCGCACAACUCGAGCUAGGUUCAGUUUGUUUGACAAAAACAUCAUUGCGUGCACGAGAAGACGCGCCGCGACCAGUCAGAGGAAUUCACUUACGUUUAUCCUGUGAUUCGCCCCUUCGCCUGUGCAAUCAAAGACAAGUAGAUGAGUCGAAUGAAUCGGUUGUUAGCGCGCUUUCGUCGUUUCGGUUUAACACUGUACGCGUUACACAUAGUAUCUAA
Schizosaccharomyces japonicus yFS275 is the source of this 405-nucleotide messenger RNA. RefSeq lists its product as hypothetical. NCBI's taxonomy places the organism in Eukaryota, Fungi, Ascomycota, Schizosaccharomycetes, Schizosaccharomycetales, Schizosaccharomycetaceae. The record is from RefSeq and is a predicted model, not a curated record. The coding region runs from base 1 to 405 and encodes 134 amino acids. The transcript has 3 exons.